Molecule: messenger RNA, 966 nt
Organism: Gekko japonicus
Lineage: Eukaryota; Metazoa; Chordata; Lepidosauria; Squamata; Gekkonidae
Product: olfactory receptor 6M1-like
Exons: 1
Coding region: 1-966 (321 amino acids)
Biological process (GO): G protein-coupled receptor signaling pathway
Cellular component (GO): membrane
Molecular function (GO): G protein-coupled receptor activity; olfactory receptor activity
Source: RefSeq, a predicted model, not a curated record
AUGACCGUAAGUGACAGAGAAAAUGUUUCUGGAACAAUCGUGACUGAGUUUGUGUUGCUUGGCUUCUCUAACCACCAGGAAAUGGAGGUCCCACUGUUCAUCCUCUUCCUGACCAUGUACGUGCUGACAAUAAUGGGCAAUGCUCUGGUCAUUCUCUUGAUCCAUCUUGAUGCUCGCCUCCACACUCCCAUGUACUACUUCCUCAGCAACCUCUCUUGGUUGGAGAUCAUCAUCACCACCACAGUCACACCCAAGUUGCUGAGCCUUCUCAUCUCAAAGACAAAGACCAUCUCCUUCUUUGGUUGUGCUGUCCAACUGACAUUAUAUUUCCUUGCUGGAACUACCGAAGUCUUGCUCCUUGGGGCUAUGUCUGUGGACCGAUACUUGGCCAUCUGCAACCCAUUACGCUACACAGCUAUCAUGAGUAACCGAGUCUGUAUGCUCAUGAUGUUUUCCUGCUGGAUGGGAGGCAUUGCUUGCAUUGUGGUGGGUACAAUUUUCAAAGCUGGCCUGCCUUACUGUGGCCCCAAUGUCAUUGAUCAUUUCUUCUGUGACACAAGCCCCUUGACACAGUUGCUGUGUGCAGACACCACCCUGAUUCAAGUUGUAGAAUUAAUUACAUCCUGCUUCACACUGCUGACCUCUGUUUCUGUGACGGCUGUCUCCUACGUCUGCAUCAUUGUCACAGUGAUGAGGAUGCCCUCAGCUGAAGGUAGAAAGAAAGCCUUCAGCACCUGCAGCUCCCACAUCACUGUAGCUUCACUGUACUAUGGCAGCAGCAUAUUCAUCUAUGUUCGACCAGCCGGCAGCACUUCCAUGGAUUUCAAUAAGGUGGCCACUGUACUCAACACGGUGGUAACACCUUUACUCAACCCUAUCAUCUAUAAUUUUAGAAACAAGGUGGUCAAGGAUGUGAUGAGGGAUACAGUGAAGCGCAUUGGUGGUUCAUUAGUGAAGACAGUUUGA